AUGCAAGAUGAUGAUGAAUUUAAAAAAUUACAAAAACAUGAUUUCUUGUCACCAUUCAUCUUAAAUGUUAAUAGCGUAAAGUUUGGUACUAAGGAAUUGGACCUUAAUAACAUUCAACAUGACUUACAUAAUAACAAACCAAUAGAGAAAAGUAUAAAUGCUUUUUCUGAUACUGCAGACUUAACUGAUUUUUAUUCAAAGCUAAUUAGGCAUUAUCUAGGAGAGUCAUUUAGCAGGAGAACACCUAAAUGGAUAGAAAGAUCAAAAGCAAAUGUUGAACUAAUGCAUAGUUCUGUGUGUAAAACAGCCAGAAACUCAUUUAUAUUCAUUGGAGGAACUUACAAAAAUAAUCAUAAUCCAGAGAGAGAAAAUCCACUUAUUGAAUAUAACCAUGAAUAUGAUAUAUGGCUUUUACCUUAUACUGAAGAACCUUUUGAUUGGCGAAUAAAUACUCAAUGUGUUUCGGAUAAUAAAGGAACUGCUUAUAUUUUUAGUGGAUAUACCCAAUUUAUUCCAACUAACAAUAUUAUGCACAUAUUAGAUACAGUUAAUAUGAUUUGGUCAACAGGCUCAAUAGAAAAUGCACCAUCAUAUAGACAUGGAUACACUUCUACUAUGUUAUCUAAUGGUUUAAUUGUAUAUAUUGGAGGAUGCAAUGAUUCUGAAUGUAUACCAACAAAUCUGAAAUCAAAUCUUAAACCAGGAUCUUUUGAAAUUCUUAAAUUGAUUGGCAAAGGAAACUUUGGAAAAGUAUUUCAAGUUCGUAAAAAAGACACAAAUCGUAUUUAUGCAAUGAAAGUUCUUCACAAACAAGAUUUGAUCGAGCGUAGAGAAGUUGAACACACAUUAGCUGAAAAAAAUAUUCUUAUCAGAGCCGAAUCUUGUCCAUUCUUGGUUGGUUUGAAAUUUUCUUUCCAAACUCGUACUCAUCUCUACUUGGUCACUGAUUUCAUGAACGGUGGUGAAUUGUUUUGGCAUUUACAAAAUGAAGUAAGACUCAGUGAAGAAAGGGCUAAAUUCUAUGCUGCUGAAAUUGUUUUGGCUUUAGAACAUUUACAUAAAUAUAACAUCGUCUAUAGAGAUCUUAAACCAGAAAAUAUACUACUUGAUGCUACUGGUCAUAUAGCUCUUUGUGAUUUUGGUCUUUGUAAAGAAAAUUUAGCUACUGGACAAACAACAAAUACCUUUUGUGGCACAUCAGAAUAUCUUGCUCCUGAAGUAUUAGCUGAAUGCGGUUAUGGUAAAUCUGUUGACUGGUGGAGCUUAGGAAUAUUGUUCUAUGAGAUGAUUGCCGGCUUCACACUAAUCUGGGAAUUAAUGCUUCAAGCUGGUCCCGUUGUUAAUGUUCAUUUACCAAAAGAUCGUGUUACUCAAACACAUCAAAAUUAUGGAUUUUGCGAGUAUAUGAGUGAAGAUGAUGCUGAUUAUGCAAUAAAAAUAAUGAAUCAAAUCAAAUUAUAUGGGAAACCAAUACGUGUUAACAAAGCAACAUCAGACAAAAAAAAUUUAGAUGUUGGUGCUUCAUUAUUUAUAGGGAAUUUGGAUCCAGAUGUAGAUGAAAAAAUGUUAUAUGAUACUUUCAAUCCUGAUACUGGAAAUAGUAAAGGGUACGGCUUCAUUUCAUAUGACAAUUUUGAUUCAUCGGAUGCUGCAAUUGAUGCUAUGAAUGGCCAAUAUUUGAUGAAUAAACCAAUUACUGUUUCAUAUGCAUUCAAAAAGGAUGGUAAAGGCGAACGUCAUGGGAGUGCAGCUGAAAGAUUAUUGGCAGCACAAGCAAAGAAAAAUCAAAGUUUGCCAAAUCGUUUAUUUGCUGAUAUUCAUCCUGUUACUCAAGUACUACAACCAUCACUUAAUAAAUUUAUAUAG
Messenger RNA from Entrophospora sp. SA101, 1866 nucleotides. Lineage: Eukaryota; Fungi; Glomeromycota; Glomeromycetes; Entrophosporales; Entrophosporaceae. The record is from the annotation of a GenBank genome assembly.